This is a messenger RNA of Procambarus clarkii (red swamp crayfish), 3528 nucleotides long. RefSeq names its product ubiquitin specific protease 5 (gene Usp5). NCBI's taxonomy places the organism in Eukaryota, Metazoa, Arthropoda, Malacostraca, Decapoda, Cambaridae. Gene Ontology annotation, molecular function: zinc ion binding; cysteine-type deubiquitinase activity; protein binding. The record is from RefSeq and is a predicted model, not a curated record. Gene Ontology annotation, biological process: protein deubiquitination.
UUUAGUGGGUGGAAAUAACUGAGGUUCGGGUCAGCCUUUUGGAGUUCCAACCAUGGAGAAGCUGCGGAAAUAUUUUAACCAAAUUCGCAUUCCCAAAGGUGGGGACAGAGUGUACAAGGAUGAGUGCAUGUUCAACUUCGACACACCGGAUAGUGAGACUGGGUUAUAUGUAUGUUUGAACACCUUUCUUGGGUGGAGCAAAGAACAUGUUGUACGAUAUUCACACCAGUCGAGGAACCAUGUCUUCUUGCAUCUUAAGCGGAGUAAAAAGGAGCUUCCUCCCGAGAAGGAAAUGGAGCCUGAGAAAAAGAUUGCACGACUUGCAAUUGGUGUAGAAGGUGGUUUCAACCCAGAUGCUAACAAGAAGAAAUAUGAAUAUAAGGAACAUAACUCGGUGGUGAUCCUACCAGACUUUGAUGUCAUUCCACUACCUAAUGCAGACCUCCCAGAAAUUGUGCAGCAAAGUGUGGCAGGCAUUUUGAAAGCAGAGUCAGCUCUUCACUUAGCUGAAGUUGAGGCAGCAGCUGGUGCUUGGGAUGGGGAAGUACGGCAGAUCACCAAACAUGCGGAUACACUUAAGCAGCUUGAUAAUGGUGUCAAGGUUCUACCUAAUGGCUGGAAGUGUGAGGAGUGUGACAAAACUGAAAAUCUCUGGCUAAACCUUACUGAUGGAAAAAUUCUCUGUGGGCGAAGACAGUUGGAUGGUUCAGGCGGCAACAACCAUGCUCUUGAACACUAUGAAAAGACAAAGUACCCGCUUUCUGUGAAGCUUGGAACCAUUACACAGGAUGGAAAUGCAGAUGUAUAUAGUUAUGAUGAAGAUGACAUGGUUCUAGACCCUGAUCUUUUGAAGCAUUUGGCACAUUUUGGUAUUAAUGUUAAAGUGAUGGAGAAAACUGAGAAAACGAUGCUCGAGUUGGAGAUUGAUUAUAACCAACGUGCCUGGGAAUGGUCGCGGCUUACUGAAUCGGGAGCAAAGCUUGUACCAAAGUUUGGACCCGGUUUCACAGGGAUGAAAAAUCUUGGUAACUCCUGCUAUGUAAACUCUGUAAUGCAAGUACUCUUCUCUGUUCCGAGCUUCAUUGAGAGAUUUUUCAGUCAUGGUCAGACCAUCAGAGAAAGUUACAAAGGAACAAACCCUGCAGAAGACUUUAAUGUUCAAAUGGGUAAACUUGCACAUGGCUUGCUGUCAGGAAGAUACUCGGUAGCUCCUAACACGGUUGAUGAGAGCCAAGACACGGACGACUUGCAGCCUGGCUUGUCUCCACUUAUGUUCCGCACACUCGUUGGAAAGGGUCAUGCUGAAUUUUCAACUAAGAAACAGCAAGAUGCCAUGGAAUUUUUGGAACAUGUGCUAAAGAUGACAGCAUGCAACUCUGCUGGAGCAUCUGACCCUGGAAACUGCUUCAAGUUUGAGGUAGAGGACAAGUUUGUGUGCAGCGCAAGUGGGAAGGUUCGUUAUGUAACAAGACCAGACCAGUAUCUACCCCUACCGGUACCAGUUGAAGAAGCUGUAAAUAAAGAAGAAGUUGCAGCUUACCAAGCACGUAAAGUGGAGGCUCAAGCAGCACAGAAAGCUGUACAGCCUGAGGAACAAGUGCGCAUAAAAAUACCAUUUGAUGUGUGUCUGUCAAAGUUAGCAUCUCCAGAGCAAAUAGUUGCAUUUAGCUCUGCUGUAGAGAAGGAAGUCAGCAUGCAAAAAGUUACUCGCCUUCGUACUUUCCCAGAUUUCCUAGUCAUUCAGCUAGUGAAAUUUGGUAUUGGUCAAGAUUGGGUGCCAUUGAAAUAUGAUGUAUCCAUUGAUAUGCCUGAGAGCCUGGACUUGUCUGUACUAAGAGGCUAUGGUCUUCAGUCAGGGGAGGAAGAACUACCAGAAACAUCUGCUCCUCCACCAAAGGAACCUGAAAUAGAUGCUGGAAUUGUACAACAGUUGGCAGAGAUGGGCUUUCCCUGGGAGGCUUGUAGAAAGGCUGUCCACCUUACUGGUAACAACGGCACUGAAGCUGCAAUGAAUUGGGUGAUGGAACACAUGAGCGAUCCAGACUUUGCUGAACCACUUGUCAUUGAAAACAAACCUUCAAAUAGUGAUAGUUUUACUCCAAAUGAAGAAGGCUUGGCAAUGUUGAUGUCAAUGGGCUUCACUCGGGAACAGGCAGCACUUGCCCUUAAGGAGACUAGCAACAGUCUAGAGCGUGCUGCUGAUUGGAUAUUUUCUCAUCAACAUGAAUUGGAUUCAUUGCUGGCAACACAGAGUGGGGCAGCUGCAGUUCCUCCUCCACAGAAGCCCACUUACACAAAUGGUUCUCCAAGAUACGAGCUGAGUGCUUUUAUAAGCCACAUGGGAACAUCCAUAUUUGUAGGCCACUAUGUAUGUCACAUAAAGAAGGACGGUGAGUGGACUAUCUUCAAUGACAACAAGGUGUCAAAGUCUGUCGAUCCUCCCCUGGACCUCGGGUACAUUUACCUCUACAAAAGAGUAUCCACAUAGUCCUAUUUGCAAGAGGAUUGUUGGAUGCCCAGCAAAAUGGCAAUUUUUUAUUUGUUUAUAAAACUAGAAGAGACAAUGUCCUAUGAAUCAAAAAGUGUGUUUUCAGACUAAAGGUAAUGAAUGCUUAGGUACUGAGACUAGAAUCCUAUAAUUUGCUUGGGCAUUUUGCCUUCUCGGUGAAGAAGUGAACAUAACUGUGCACGUAUUGCACAUGACCUGUGAUUAUUAGGAUUAUGAAUAUCUUAGUAAAUAAAAUGAAUUAAGCUAUUUUAGAAGUGAUAGAGUACUGUGAAAGUGAAACAUACCUUCAGCACUUUAAUACUGUAUAGUUCUUUUCUGAUGAUAAAUUUUGUGUUCAACAUAGUGUGUAAUAUUUUAAAAUUGUUGUUAUAAAUGACAUAUUAGACAAAGCCUUAACGAGCUUUGAAUCUUCAAGAAACAUUGUAUCCUGUACAUUCAGAAAAUAUAUGCAAAAUUAUUUUUACUGACGUGUACAAAAUUUUAUGCAAAAUAAUAAUGAUUAUUAAGUAAGAGGCCUUACAUCUGACAUCCUCACAUGCAGUUUACUGUCUAAAUAUUUUAGUAUAGUGUUUUACAAGGAUCAUUAUAUACGCAUUAAUUCAGCUUGAUACUGUUUUUGGUUUUUCUUUAAUAUAUUGCCAAUAGAAUUAUACAGUAAUUAUUAACUACUUUGAAGGGCCUCUUUACUCUGUCUCUACAUUUAAAGCGAGUCAUUAAUUAUUACAUAAAUAUGUGCAAAAAUUGAGGCAUUAUUUGUGCUGACAAAAGUACCUGUAUCAAAGUGAAAAUCAUCAUAAAAGGUGCACUUAAUAUGCAUUGCUAUUUUUCACAUUUGAUAGCUAAAGAUCCAUGUCCCCAUGCUGUCAUUCUCUAGAACAUACACCAACAUAUGUAAUUGCAUACCCAAAAACAUUUUGAUAUAUUUAUAAUUUAUAAUUAUUCAAUUAAGUGCCCAAAUAUGAAAAUAGUUGUACAUGUCUUUGUAUGUAUCAACUGUAAAUACACGCUAAAAAAUAUUA